UUCACUUAUACUUCCUCGGAGGGGGAAGUAAUAUUAUUAUCUCACCACCUUCUUUGCUCCGAUCCACUUCGCCGGUGACGGAGUUAUGACGCCGGAGCCGCCGCCUUUUCAGGAAGCUAACCGCUGUGACGUCUGUAAAUGCAGCUUCAACGCUUUUCGUCGUCGGCAUCAUUGCCGAUGUUGUGGGAGGACCCUAUGUAAUGAGCAUUCAUCUGAUCAAAUGCCUUUACCACAAUUUGGCAUUCACACCAAUGUUAGAGUUUGUUCUGAUUGUUUCAACAACUUCUCCAAAUCUACAGAUGGCAGUGUAGGGCCUACAACACAAAGUAAUCAUUCAAUCUCAGAAGCUAUUUCAACUUUAGACUUAAAUGAAGAUUCAGGACAUACAACUUCAUCAUCUGCACUGCAGCCACCUGUAUCAAAUAUUUCAGAAUGCAAAUGUGGUAUGCCUUUGUGCAUUUGCGUGGUUUCACUUCCACCUGCUCCAGCAGCUCCUGUUCAGACUGUAUACACUUCUUCAGCAACUUUAUCUUCAACAACAAAGAAGACAGAUGGCAUUUCAAGGCAAAGACGUUCUGCUCAAGAUAGCAGACAAGGUUCAAGUGUCAGUGUUGGUCCUUCAGCUAGUGGUUCAGAGAAACCUCAGGCAAAUUAUGAAGUGAAUGGGGAGGGCUUAAGAGAAGCAAUUAAAAGUGGUGAUCUUGCUGGAGUCAAGGAUCUUCUUAAAAAGGGUGUGGAUUCAAAUUAUUGUGACAAGCAAGGAUUGUCGUUGCUUCACCUGGCUGCAGUUUUCAAUCAAACUGAAAUAGUUUUUUGCCUUAUGGAUCAUGGUGCUAGAUUGGACUGCAAGAACUCCCUAGGGGAGACGCCGUUAGACUGUGCCCCCGCCACUUUGCAGUACAAAAUGAAGAAAAAGAUAGAGGGAGAAGGAUUGGCAUGACGGUCAGUGUUCAUUUCCUCACCUCGCAAGAGACUAGGUCUCAGUUUUGCAUACCAAAUGAUGGCUAUGCUCUUGCUGCUGUAUCUGUAACCUAUUGUAUUAUUAUGAACUAGUUGAGAGAUUCCCAGCGUUGAGUGAAGUUUUGUACACUCAACACGGUUAGAAUUUGCCGUUUAUUCCUUAUUUCCCUCUUAAUAAAAUUUUUAACCAAAUAAUUGUCGAA
Chenopodium quinoa (quinoa) is the source of this 1163-nucleotide messenger RNA. RefSeq names its product vacuolar protein sorting-associated protein 27-like. The transcript has 10 exons. Gene Ontology annotation, cellular component: ESCRT-0 complex. Gene Ontology annotation, biological process: protein transport to vacuole involved in ubiquitin-dependent protein catabolic process via the multivesicular body sorting pathway; protein targeting to vacuole. Bases 86 to 940 code for a protein of 284 amino acids. NCBI's taxonomy places the organism in Eukaryota, Viridiplantae, Streptophyta, Magnoliopsida, Caryophyllales, Amaranthaceae. Gene Ontology annotation, molecular function: metal ion binding; phosphatidylinositol-3-phosphate binding; ubiquitin binding. The record is from RefSeq and is a predicted model, not a curated record.